AUGUACGGUGCGAUUGAAUCACGUUUCGCAGAUGCGGUCAAGUCUGGAAACUUAAUCUUUACUCAAACAACCCAGAUUCCGGCCAAGUACAAUGGUGUAGACGUCAUCUACACGCUUGCUCCGGCGUUGGCCAAAAAGCCAGGUAAGGCCGAGGUCGAGAAGAACAGCUCCGACCCAGCCCAAAAAAGCCCUUGGCUGCCUCCCCAGGAAGAUCUGAUCAUUGAAAAGCAGGAAAAAUACACUGUGGUUCUCAACAAAUUCGCCGUGGCAAAGUACCAUUUCCUGCUGGUGACCAACGAGUUCGAAAAGCAGACAAAGCCGUUAUCGCCAGGUGACCUCAGAGCUGCCUUUGAUUUGUUGAAAAAGGCCAACUCCGAGAGCGGCAAACGCCAUAUUGGAUUUUACAAUAGUGGCACCAAUUCCGGCGCGUCCAUCCCUCACCGCCAUGUCCAGUUUUUGACCCUCCCCGACUCAUUUGUGCCCUUCCCGGAUCAAACCCCACGUGCCCGCAAGGCCAACAUGCCCGCAUCAGACACCCGAGUGCCAUUCGCUCACUUCAUUGCCCAUCUAGACAACACAGACGACGAGGAGCUGUUGGCCGACAAGUACAUGCUCGCCUUGAGCCGAGCAAUCACAACCUGUGCUCGCCAUCAAGUGCCGCUGAGCUACAACCUUGUUUUCACAGAGCAGUGGAUGAUGGCUACCCCCCGCUUCCAAGACAAAGUCAACGAUAUUAGCAUCAACUCGCUUGGAACCAUCGGUCUCAUUCUAGCAAAAUCAGACGAGCAGCUCAAGUAUGUCGAAAAACAUGGACUCGGUCUACUCGAAGAAUUGGGAUUCGCAAACGUUCCGGAGCCUGAGGGAGCCACUGAAAUUGAUGAUGGGUAUAUCAAAUAUUAA
Messenger RNA from Wickerhamiella sorbophila, 900 nucleotides. Its product is annotated as Protein APA1. Gene Ontology annotation, biological process: nucleotide metabolic process. NCBI's taxonomy places the organism in Eukaryota, Fungi, Ascomycota, Dipodascomycetes, Dipodascales, Trichomonascaceae. The transcript has a single exon. The record is from RefSeq and is a predicted model, not a curated record. Gene Ontology annotation, molecular function: ATP binding; ATP:ADP adenylyltransferase activity. The coding region runs from base 1 to 900 and encodes 299 amino acids.